Messenger RNA from Macrobrachium nipponense, 1817 nucleotides. RefSeq names its product cytochrome P450 2L1-like. Gene Ontology annotation, molecular function: iron ion binding; heme binding; oxidoreductase activity, acting on paired donors, with incorporation or reduction of molecular oxygen, reduced flavin or flavoprotein as one donor, and incorporation of one atom of oxygen. The record is from RefSeq and is a predicted model, not a curated record. The transcript is spliced from 11 exons. The coding region runs from base 175 to 1638 and encodes 487 amino acids. Lineage: Eukaryota; Metazoa; Arthropoda; Malacostraca; Decapoda; Palaemonidae. Gene Ontology annotation, cellular component: intracellular membrane-bounded organelle; cytoplasm. Gene Ontology annotation, biological process: xenobiotic metabolic process.
CGCUAUCUGGCAACUGCACAGACAUCAAGGCCUUGAUAUAGAUACCCUCCUUCUUUUCCCUCCGUGACAGUAGACGUCAUCGACUCAUUGCAAGUAGUUCUGCAGCUCUUUUGGGUGAAUCCGAAGCCAGUCGCAGGAAUUAGGUUCUGAGCGGAUGAGAAAUCCCAGACAACGAUGAUUCUCGAAAUCAUUCUCUUCCUCUCCCUCGUUCUCAUCUUUCGUCAUUGGCUCAAGAGACCCAAGGGAUUGCCACCAGGUCCUCUUGGGUACCCGAUUUUCGGCUCGGGCGUGGCUCUUAAUAUGAAAGAAGUCGUGAAUUACCAGAAGAAAUAUGGAGACGUCUUCACGCUGGAUUUCUUUGGGGUGAAAAUUAUCUACAUCUGCGACUACAAACUGAUGAAGGACGCCCUGGGUAGGAUUGAGUUCUCGGAUCGUCCGCAUAUGGAAGGAUUCCAUUUCUUGACCGACGGGAAGGAAGCAGGAGUGAUCUUGAGCAACGGUCGCAGAUGGGUCAAUGCCCGACGGUUCCUCCUGCGGAACCUGAGAGAUUUGGGCAUGGGCAAAUCGAGACUGGACGAAGCCAUCAUCCACGAAGCCCGAUACCUGAUCGAGGACUUCCAGCACUACGCUGGAAAGCCUUCCAAGUUUCCAGAGUCUCUGAAUAUCGCCGUUCUGAACGUCGUCUGGCAAAUGGUUGCGAGUCGAAGGUACGACCUAUACGAUGAGGAGGUCAGCGAGUUCAUGAGGAUCAUCAAAACACUCCAGGACGAAACCUUGGGGUUCCUCAUCCUCGAGUUCUGCCCCAUCUUGAAGAAAAUUCUCCCGAAAUUUGUCCUCAACAAAGUCUUCAGAAUGGAAGUUCUGGAUAAGACUGUGGUUGCUGCGAAGAAGCUGUUUGGGAAAACGAUAGAAGCCAGGAAGGCUGAGCUGGACGUCAACCACGCAGAGAAUGUGAUAGACGAGUACCUCAUUCAGAUGAACGAGAAAACCGAUAUUGCAGAGUUCUUCAGUGAGGUCGACUUGAAUAGGGUCAUCUUUGACCUGUUCGCUGCCGGUUUCGACACGACCUCCAACAUGCUCAGGUGGAUGAUACUCUACGCAGCCAAGUACCCAGAUGUCCAGAAGAGAGUUCAGGAGCAAAUUGACAAAGUGGUUCCGCGUGGGGAGUUUCCUACCAACCGACACAAGUCUCAGUUACCUUUGGUGGAAGCCUUCAUCCACGAGGUCCUUCGAGUGAGCUCCCUCAUACCCUUCGGCGUCCUUCACGCCACUGGUGCGGAUACUCACCUAGCAGGAUACCUCGUGCCAAAGGGCGCGAUUGUCUUCAAUAUGACAGGAAUUUCCCAUCAGGAUCCACGGUAUUGGGAGAGUCCCCAGGAGUUUAAGAUCGAAAGGUUCCUGGACGAGGAUGGAAAAUUCAUUUCCCACAAGGAAGGAUUCGCUCCGUUUUUGAUAGGAAAAAGAAGCUGUUUGGGAGAAUCUCUGGCCAGGAUGGAACUGAGCAUCUUCUCAGCGGCGCUGUUCCAGAACUUCACUUUCUCGCCGCCAGAGGGACAUGAGGUCGACCUCACCUCUCAGAACGUUCCCUUGUCGAAUUUUGCGAAGGAACAGGACAUUCUCAUAUCCCUCAGGAAUUGAUAUUGCUUGAUUGAUUGAUUAUGUAUCUAUGCAUGUCUGCGUGUACGUUCGUGUGUAUGUGAUUGUGCAAGCUCAUAUUGUUUUAUCGAAUUUAUAGCUAUUGUUAUCUAAGACUUUUCUUUUAAUGUAAUAUUGCAUUGUACUCGAAGUUUUUAAAUAAAGUUGUUGGGACAUUAAAA